Messenger RNA from Drosophila eugracilis, 1220 nucleotides. RefSeq names its product antigen 5 like allergen Cul n 1. The record is from RefSeq and is a predicted model, not a curated record. The coding region runs from base 434 to 1201 and encodes 255 amino acids. NCBI's taxonomy places the organism in Eukaryota, Metazoa, Arthropoda, Insecta, Diptera, Drosophilidae. The transcript has 3 exons.
UUUUGAAAUAAAUAUAUAUUGUGAAAUUAGAGAUUUUUAAUCAAAUCAAAAGCUUUAAGACCUUCAAUUACUUAAUAAGAAACAGUAUUUUUGAUCUUUCAGAUCUUUAGAAUUGAAGUACUAUGUUGGAUUAAAAGCAGGACUAGGAAACUAAUUCAACCUUGAACAAGACCUAGGUCUAGGCAUAAUUGUAAGUAGUUUCAUGAUUAUGAGCCCCACUGUACUUGAACUUACAUUCUUGAAAUCAAUAUACUUUUCCCGGCCGUAUUCACUGUGCAUGUUUUGAAAUAAAAUACUUGUUUACUUUGUGAGAAAAAUAGCCAGGCUGCGGCCUAGAUAUACGAGACAUUCCAUUCACUCACAUUUCCUUCAAAGUUAUGUCUGUUUGCAAUUUUGAUAAACAACUCAGUAGUUAUGCGUACAUGACUCUGAUAUGACACGUUAUCAAUCAUCUCCGUGGAUAAUCCAUUUAAUUUUGAUCCUUAUUAUUUCCAUUGCAUCUGGUCAGAAUUAUUGUGAUCCGGCGCUCUGUCCAAGUGGUCGUCAUGUGGCAUGCCAGAGCAGCGGACGCUUUGUCAGCGGCUGCAGAGGUGAAUUUGUGCAAAUAGAUCCACACAUCCCGCUGAUUCUUCAGCUGCACAAUGAGCGAAGAAAUUUGAUUGCCGGCGGCGGAGUGAGCGGCUUUCCCAGUGCCGUUCAAAUGGGCACGAUGAGCUGGGAUUCUACGCUGGCCCAACUGGCUGCCUAUAAUGCGUUGCAGUGCCGGAUGGCACACGACGAGUGCCGCAACACCAAUACGUACCGCUAUGCGGGACAAAACCUGAGCAUACUUUUCACCCGGAGUGUGGAUGUGGCGGACUUCCUGCGCCAGCGAAUUGCAGCUUGGUACGAUGAGAAUCGAGAUGCCACUAGCGCCGAUAUGGAGAAUUACCAGAUGCGUGGCGGACCGGCUAUUGGACACUUUACGACCAUGGUGAACGAGCGUAACAACCGAAUUGGCUGUGCAAUCGCAAGAUUUACGGAUGCUAAUAACGUGCAGGCCACUCUGCUGGUCUGCAAUUACGCGGUCACCAAUGUUGUGAAUAACCCCAUCUAUAGAGCGGGAUCUGCGGCUUCAGAGUGUACCACAGGCCGGAAUUCUAACUAUCCUAACCUCUGCUCCUCGAACGAAGUCUACAACUACAACCAGUGGUCUGGAUAAGAGAAUUAAUGUUAUUUAA